Molecule: messenger RNA, 2351 nt
Organism: Amborella trichopoda
Lineage: Eukaryota; Viridiplantae; Streptophyta; Magnoliopsida; Amborellales; Amborellaceae
Source: RefSeq, a predicted model, not a curated record
AAGAAAGAAAUCGCGUUUCUCAAUCUCUCUCUCUAGAAAUCGCAUUCUCAAUCUCUCUCUUUCUAAUUCACUAUCUCAGCAUUGCUUCCCCUGAUAUUGAAAGCAUAUACGCAUGGGGAUUUCUCUCUCUCUUUGAUGAUCACUGCUUUCUCUGUUAGUCUGUUACUUUUGACGCUUUCAGAUGUUUUCAGUUGAAUGUCAAUCAUGGCACUCACUUUCUUCUCGAGCCUGCAAAAUCUGUGGCUGCUUUGGGCCGACAAAGAUUUGUGGGACUCAAACCGCAUAGUUCAGGGCCUUUCAAUCCCUGACCACACCAAACAUUUUGUGUUCGCAAUCUAUGAACCAGAGUCCCAAUCCACAGUAUACAUACUCGCUGCUCAAAUCCUAUCAGAGUGCUCCGCUGGCGAUGCUGAAUGCUUAAUCAAGGCAACUCGGCCCCAAGCUGUGGUAGCCCAAAUAUCACCUUAUGCAUUGGAAGAUAUUCAAUCUGAAUUAAGCAAGUCUUCGAUUUCUUCAAUACCCACUUCACGUUGGGAGGUUCUGAAGGUGUGUUUCAUGGAGAAAAUUAGCAAACCACACUACGAAGAAUUAGCUGGGUUUCAAGUUCUGAAAGAGAUCUUUGGUGUUGGGUUUUAUGGACAUGUAUUGGCUGCUAAGACUGCAGCAAAGGAGGUCAAUUCUUGCUUUCUUUUUCUUGAAUCUCCUCUAAGGAGCUCUAUUGGGCAUUGUGAGAGUGAAGGAGAAGACAUGAGUAAUAGUGGUAACUUGGGUUCUGAUGCUCAGAAGGGGGCUUCUUCUUCAAAGCUCCUCCCACCUACUGGUUUGGUACCAGGAAGAUUGAUAUCUCAUGCAAGUGGUGCCGUUUCAUUGGGUUACAAGAGGUUUUGCGUUGCAAAUUUAGCUGAACAUGCAAUGGUUAGACCGUUAGUUUCAUCUGUAGCAUUAGUUGAAUCGGGGUCUUCAGAUUCCUUGGCAAGUACCUCUGAAUUGAGAAACAAUUAUGAAGCCCCUCCAUUUGCCCAAUCCUUUUACGGCUUAUUAACUGAUUUGCAUGAUAUAUAUGCUGAUAUUCCGGCCAUGAGGACAAUGCUGGUUUAUGCUCAAAAGAUGCUCGACCAUGUCAAUAGAGGUGAAGAUGUGCAUAGCCAAAUACUCUCUGAAGUUCACAAGUUCAGAGUUGCAGUCGAAGGGCUAAGAUACAUAAUAAGCAGUACUAACAAGAGGCAACAGAGCAUGUCAAAUGUUGAGUAUUCAGGUCUCAGCCAAGAAGAGAAAUGCAAUGCUCUUUUUGCCCAAUCCCUAAGAAACCAGGCCAAAAAGUGCAAAUCAUUGGUUGCAGUUGUUGAUGCUAGCAGUUUGGCAGGCAUAAGAAGGCACUGGAACACGUCUUUACCCCCUGAAAUUGCAGAAUCAACUGCGCAGUUAUUCGCAGCCGAUGAACUUGGUGGUGAGGGUCCUAAUGAUAAUUCAGAGAAGAAAAGCAGUUUAGUAGAUAAGCCUGUGGUGGCAGUUGGGGCAGGAGCAACAGCGGUUAUUGGGGUCUCUUCGCUCUCUAAAGCAGCUCCUGCAUCUACUUUCAUGAAGUUGCUCACUUACAAAUUUCCAGCUUCUCUUAAACUUGGAUUUGCUCAAGCUCAAAGAACUGCAAUGGUUACUCUUAGUAAGAUCCUGAGCCCUUCCAAAGUGGUUGCUCCACUGAAGGCAGCCAUGCCUGGUGCUGUGAGCUCAGGAGCCAAGGCUACCCCGGCUAUGAAGGCAGCAGCUUCAGCUGAGAAAAUUAGAGCAGUGGCUCAUAGUGUCAUAGCUUCGGCUGAGAGGGCGAGCUUAGCAGCUAUGAGGACAGCUAUAUAUGGGAUUAUGAAGAAAAGGAGAGGGCACCCUAUUGGGCUUACACCUUGGGCCACUUUUGGGUGCAGCGUGGCUGCUGGCACAGGGCUGAUAAUGUAUGGUGAUGGGAUUGAAUGUGCCCUUGAGUCUCUACCGGUGGCUUCCACAAUUGCAUCCUUGGGCCAAGGACUUAGAAGUCUACAACAGGUUUCACAAGUUGUAAGGGAGACAAAUUCUUCGAAGAUACAGGAAAUGAUACUGACAACGGUAUAUAAUAUCAGGAGGCAUAGAAUUCAGUGAACCAGCUUUGGUCUAUUUCUGGUAGGUGGAUUUUAUAUGAUGGAUUAUAGCUUAAUCUGAUGCAUUCAUUUGGGGGUCUGAUUGUUUUUUAAUAUUUCUCAUUUAGUUGUGUAAAUAUAAAGUGAUUUGUUAUGAUUAACCUACAAAUUGUAUAUGUUUUUGGUUGUCAUAUUGCAUAUACUAAUCUUUUAUACACCUGAAAUCAAAUGUGAGGUUGUAAGGUC